This is a messenger RNA of Blepharisma stoltei, 204 nucleotides long. Lineage: Eukaryota; Ciliophora; Heterotrichea; Heterotrichida; Blepharismidae. The record is from the annotation of a GenBank genome assembly.
AUGGGCCAUUUUGGACUUUUUCUCAUAAAAUUUCCAUCAAUUUACCAAUUGGGUAUUCAGGUAGAUCACUAUAAUAUAGGAUCAUACUUUUUUGGUAAAUUGUCACUUUACUGACAAUCCAGGAGAAGCUGACUAUGGCAGCAGCUUUCAGGAAAAAAUUAUUUGGAAAAGAUAUUUAAUGACUUCUCCUAUAAAAAAUAUUAA